AUAUUUUGCCGGGUGUUCACAGGAAAAACUGGUUACUUCUCUUUGAAAUUAAUUUCAAUCUUUUGCUACUAACCCCAUUGUACGAUCGACAAAUUUUUAUGGUUUAUUGUGUGGUAUAUUUUCACAGACAAUUACAAAAAAACAGAUUGAUAUAGUAUUGCGCUAACUCUGAUGAUAUAUAAAAAAAUGUCUUUUUGAACGAUAUUACCAACAUUUCAAGUAAUUUCUAUUUUCUUAAAGCUUCAAAAAAACUCAAUGCGAAUAGUUAAAGUGACAACUUAGAAUCCUAAUUAAAAUUCAUCUCCUUGAAUUCGAAAUUUGUUUAUUUUUGGUUUUCAUCUUUCCUAAUCAAAGUGAUCAACCGAUUUAAAACGUUGAGAUAACGUUUUCCGGCCCACCAUCUCCAAGGAUAGUUUGAAUUUUUGAAAGGGAUCAAGAAGAUUGCUGAUAAUGUCAGCUAAAUUUUGGAAACCUGGAACAGAAAAACCAGGAGCCCACCUUAACGAUGAAAGAAAAGGGGAUAGCGAAUUUCGUUUUGUAUCAUAUAAUAAACAUAGACAUUUAUCAAUACAACAACAGCGUCAACAUUUGCCAAUAUUUAAAAGAAGAAAUGAAAUAUUAUAUAUGAUAGACAGAUAUAAAGUGGUUGUAAUUGUCGGCGAAACUGGAAGCGGAAAAUCAACCCAAAUACCACAAUACUUAUUGGAAGCUGGAUGGGCUGCUGAUUCAAAGAGUAUCCUUGUAACUCAACCACGUCGGGUAGCAGCAGUUUCCCUCGCUUCCAGAGUUGCAGACGAAAGAGGAACGAUACUUGGCCAAGAAAUUGGAUAUAUUAUACGGUUUGAAGAUUGCUCCGAUGACAGAACAAAAGUUAAAUUUAUGACGGACGGCAUGCUAAUCAGAACUUUAAUGAGAGAUCCACUGUUAGAAGGAUAUUCAGUUAUUGUUAUGGAUGAAGCUCAUGAACGUUCUGUCCAAACGGAUUUGGCAUUAGGCCUCUUGAAGAAAAUUAUAGCUAAACGUCCUGAUUUGAAGGUUAUUAUAUCCUCUGCAACUCUGGAUGCGGAAGCUAUGAAAAAUUUCUAUAACACAAACUUAACGGACGAUGAUAGACUAGAUACAGCUGCAAUCUUGACAGUUGAAGGACGAAUGUGGCCGGUUGAUAUCUUUUUCUCAACUAAUCCAGUUCCAGAUUACCUUGAGGCAACCGUUCAAACUGUAUGCAAAAUUCAUGUUGGACAACCAGAUGGCGAUAUUUUAGUAUUUUUAACCGGAAUGGAGGAAGUUCAACACGUUGUAAGAGAAUUAAUCGAAAAAGCGCGGGCUAUGUUAAAGAAAAGCGAUAUCAAACUGAAGAUGAAAAUAGUACCAUUAUACGCAGGUUUACCAGGGGCUGAUCAGUUCAAAGUAUUUGAGAGGACGCCCAAAGGUAUGAGAAAAGUUGUUAUCGCAACAAAUAUUGCAGAAACCAGCGUUACCAUAGACAGAAUAUGUUAUAUUAUAGACUGUGGCUUUGUUAAACUAAGAGCAUAUAGUUGUAGAACGGAUGCAUUAGUAGUUAUACCAAUUUCUCAGGCAUCAGCAAAACAAAGAUGCGGUAGAGCUGGGCGUGUUAGAUCCGGAUGUGCUUACAGAUUAUAUACUCAGGACUCUUACGAGGAGAUGAAUGAAAACAAUGUGCCUGAAAUUCAGCGCUGUAGUUUACCAUCAGUCAUUCUACAACUGAAAGCCUUGGGUGUGUCAAAUAUCGUAAGAUUUCCCUUGGUAUCACCCCCUCCGGCCCAAAAUCUAUUAACUGGUGCAGAAUUAUUGUACGCAUUGGGUGCUAUUGACAAGUCCUGUCAAUUAACCGAAUUAGGAAUGAAAAUGGCCGAAUUACCUGUACCACCUAUGUUUUCAGCUAUGCUAUUAAAAGCUCCAGAGUUUAAUUGUAGUCAAGAAAUUUUAACUAUCGUUGCCAUGGCUCAAGUAAGAAAUGUCUUCGUCGUACCACCAAAACAGAAGAGAGAGGCAGAGAAGCAUAGGAGAGUUUUUGCAGUUGCUGAGGGUGACCUUAUAUCUCUUUUGAAUGUGUAUAGGUCGUUUUGCGAGAAUGAGCAAUCGUCUAGUUGGUGUCAAAAAAAUUGGCUUCAUUAUAAGUGCUUGAAAAGAGCAAUUGAAAUACGUGAUCAGUUGGAAAGGUGCUUGAAAAAGCUUAAAAUUAAUACUCGAUCCUCAACAGAUGACGUUGAAGCAGUUACGAGAUGUCUCGUAACCGGUUUAUUUUCUAAUGCUGCAAAACUUUAUCCAACAGGCGAAUAUAGAACAAUAAGAGACAAUGAAGUUUUGCAUAUACAUCCAACAUCUAUCAUUUAUCCUGUGCGACCUCCACCGGCCUAUGUAAUUUUCGGAGAAUUGAUUAUGACAUCUCAAAAUUAUAUGAGAGACGUAACGGCUAUUGAAGGAAAAUGGUUACACGAAUUGGCCGAACAUUAUUAUGAUUUUGGCACUGAAAGAGAAUUAUCAAUUAAAAGAAAUAGACUGGACGAGGAAAGUUUGACGGAUGUAUUACAGUUCUGA
Messenger RNA from Dimorphilus gyrociliatus, 2559 nucleotides. Lineage: Eukaryota; Metazoa; Annelida; Polychaeta; Dinophilidae. The record is from the annotation of a GenBank genome assembly.